UCAGAACAGGUUUAAGUUGUGUUUGUUUAUUUUCAACCACUUGUAGAUGCGACGCCGUCCAAAGUCCAAACUCGGAUUAGACUUUUUAUUGUUUGUUGGUUUAACGAAUCGCGAUUCAAAUCGCAAACUCCGUCCGAACAUGCUGCACGCGUUGGCGCUCCUCGUCGCGGCCCUCCUCGCCGUCGUCUUCUACAUACAGCUGAAGAAAAACGCGAAGAUCAACAAGUACUUGGAGCACAUCCCAGGCCCGAAACCGUUGCCCAUCGUCGGCAACUCGUACAACAUCAUCCGGAAUCCUAAAGGUGUUUUACUAUAUUUCGCGGAGAACGUGAAGAAGUAUGGAACGGUUUCGAGGUACUGGAUCGGAAGAACGCUUUACGUCUUCCUCAACGAUCCCAGAGAUUUCGAGAUUCUCUUGAAGGAUACGAAGAAUAUAAGGAAAUCUAGGACUUACGAUUUUAUUAUUCCAUGGUUGGGAACCGGAUUGGUAACUUCCACUGGUGAUCAUUGGCACAAACAUCGUAAACUGAUCACGCCCGCUUUCCAUUUCAACAUUUUGGAGAAGUUCGUCGAGGUUUUCAACGAACGCGGAAAGGUGCUCAUCGAUAUUCUGAAGAAGAAAGCGAACGGUGAAAUCUUCGAUGUUUUCCCUAUCAUCACGAUGUACACUUUGGACGCGAUCACCGAAACUUCGAUGGGCCUGAAGAUGAAUCUGCAGGAUGAGACCGUAUCGCCUUACGUGGACGCUCUCAAUAAUAUACAAAGGGGAUCGCAGAGGCGCACUUGGAACGUAUUCCUUCAACCCGAUUUCAUCUUUCGGAGGACUUCGGUAGGAAAGCAGUUUUACAAGAGCAUCGAGUUUAUUAACAGCUAUUGCAUGAAGGUCAUUGACGAGAAGACUCGCGCACUCGAAGUCGCCGAAACCAAGCCUGAAACAACAACUGAUGAUUUCGGUAGGAAAAAGCGUAUGGCUUUCUUGGAUUUGCUCAUCACCAAUCGGAAGAACGGAUUCACUGUGACAGAUAUGUUGGAUGAGGUCAAUACGUUCAUGUUUGCUGGUCACGACACAACUUCCAGCGCAAUUUCGUUCGCACUUUACGCGUUGAGCAAAAACGCGGACGUGCAAGAGCGUUUGUACGAUGAAAUAGUUUCGUUAUUCGGAACCGAUGAACGCGAUCUCACCUAUUCGGAUCUUCAAUCGACGGUCUACCUGGAUCAAGUCGUCAAAGAAUCGUUGCGAUUGUUUCCACCGGUUGCCACAUACAGCAGACUUAUAGAACACGAUUUGAAACUAACUAACGUCACCAUUCCUGCCGGAACGUCCCUGGCCUGCUUCGCCUACAUGCUUCAUCGCAAUCCCGAGCAUUUCCCGGAACCGGAAGUCUUCGAUCCGGAAAGAUUCAACGCGGAGAACACGGCGAAGCGACAUCCGUUCGCGUACGCCCCAUUCAGCGCUGGUCCAAGAAAUUGCAUCGGGCAAAGAUACGCGAUUCUUGAGAUCAAGUUGACCCUCAUCGAAAUUCUCAAGAAUUUCAAGAUUCUCCCCGGCAAAGACAUCGACAACAUCCAGAGUUACAUUAUUUUAACAGCUCCUGAUGGCAUCAACAUCCGAUUGCAGCAAAGACCGCUUAAUUAACUCCAAGAAGUUGUUAACAAAUAAUUUAAGUUUUGCAUUUAUAUGCUAGUAUUAAU
Molecule: messenger RNA, 1692 nt
Organism: Nicrophorus vespilloides
Lineage: Eukaryota; Metazoa; Arthropoda; Insecta; Coleoptera; Silphidae
Product: cytochrome P450 4C1-like
Exons: 10
Coding region: 47-1636 (529 amino acids)
Molecular function (GO): monooxygenase activity; heme binding; oxidoreductase activity, acting on paired donors, with incorporation or reduction of molecular oxygen
Source: RefSeq, a predicted model, not a curated record